Xiphophorus maculatus (southern platyfish) is the source of this 734-nucleotide messenger RNA. It is a transcript of the gene tdgf1, whose product is annotated as cryptic protein-like. The record is from RefSeq and is a predicted model, not a curated record. The transcript has 5 exons. Bases 1 to 525 code for a protein of 174 amino acids. NCBI's taxonomy places the organism in Eukaryota, Metazoa, Chordata, Actinopteri, Cyprinodontiformes, Poeciliidae.
AUGGGAAUCACCUGGAGAGCAGAAAGCAGGGAUGAGUCCUCCCAGUCCUCCCAGUCUUCCCAGUCUUCCCAGUCCUCCCAGUCCUCCCAGGAGUUUCUGUCCCAGUUUACCCAGGUGAAUUCUCCAAACAGCGGAGACCGUAAACACCGAGACGCCAGCGCCGUGCUGCCCUUCAUCGGCCUCACCAGCAGUGCUGAUCAGAGCCGCAGCUGCUGUAAAAACGGAGGAACUUGCAUCCUGGGCAGCUUCUGCGCCUGCCCUCCUUUCUUCACCGGGAGGAGUUGCGAGUACGACACCCGCCUCAGACGAUGUGACGUUGUUCCUCACGGUGAGUGGGUCCAGAAAGGCUGCUCCUACUGCCGCUGUUUCUACGGCGUCUUGCAUUGCUUCCCUCACGUUUUCCACGAAGACUGUGAUGACUCGGAUGAGGCGGUUCGUUGGUAUCAUUCGUCGGCGCUCAGGUUGACGCCUCUCAGCCGUUUCCUGUGUCUGCUGCUGCUACUUCCUGCGCUCCUCGUCUUCUGAUGUCACCAGAUUUUAUUCUCUAAUCGGCUCCAAACCGACAUGUGAAUAAUAAGAUUGAUGAUUCUGCAGUAUUUAUUUUAAUGAGAAAAAACCUGAUGUGCUUUUAUGAAGCUGACUGGACAGAGAAAAGUUCUUCCAAAAUAAAACCUGUUUGUCUAUAAGAUCUAAAUGUAUGGAAGAAGAUUAGUACCUCUACAAAAAAAUCUGAU